AAACCACAUAGGAGUAGUGGAAAUUCUUGGUUACUCUGUAAUCAGCUGAUCAGCUAGUAUAUCUUUGUUGUCAGAAACAAAAAGGUAACUUUUGCCCGCUGUAGAAACUAUUUCUGUUAUUUAAGUAGCGAAUAUAGAUAAACAAUAGUGAUUGCAUUGAUGGAAUCGUAAUACUAAAUAUGAGUGAUUUAACAGAUAAAGUGAUUGCCGCGAAAACGGCUUUAAUAGCCGCUUUGGGUGACAGUGCCCCGAAAUAUUUAGCAAACAUGAAACUAUGGUUUCGUUAUAAAUGGACCAAGGAGGAAUUUGAUAGUGAAUCAAGAAAAUUCCUUACACCCGAUAAAAUGCAUUUACACAAUCAAUUUCUCAUAGCUAUACUUAACAAAAUUGACACAUUUCAAACGCCACAACAAUCGCCUUCACUUUUUGCAAACAGUAGUGGUGUUGGUACUACACCUAGCGGUGCCAGUGGUGGAAGUAGCAGCAGUCGUAGUCGUAAACGCAAGCGAAGCUCCAGAGCUGUCAGCGAUCGUGUAACAUUCGAGCCAUAUGACUUUCUUGAUUUUAUUGUGGAAGAUAACUUGGAAUGCAUUAAACCCACCGCUGGUACGGAUGCCAAUGUACAGAUAUUACCCACACAGCGUUACUGUGUACAGGAGCUAUUUUUGCCAGAUGCAGGAUUUGUACUUGGUCGUUUUCUUAUUGGUGCUUGGGAAAUGGGACUGACGAAUGUGGAAGAUAACGUAGCUGAGUAUGUCGCAAUGGCAGUGCAGGUGCUCCUAAAAAAUCUUAUAUCUGCGAUUAUAAUGAACCGUAAACAUUAUAAAGUAACCGGAGAUGGCUCCUUCUAUUACGAUGUUGGCGCAGCGCUAAAAGACCCCUCCUUGCGAAAUACUGUUACUCGACAGAAAAUUGAUGAUGGUCCACUGGAAUUAGAUAAGGAAAUAACAUCACCCAAUUUCAUGCGCCGUUCAAAUGAGGAUGGUGUUUUUCUGUCUGCUUGUGAAGAAGUAGAACCACAAAAGCGGGAAUUGAUUACAUUAGGAGAUGCACAGCGAGCUUUUAACGAUCGCAACCUCAUAGCUUCCCACACUGUUUAUGCUAUCAAUAUGGAACGACUCACACAGAUGUUGCAUUAAUAUUAUGGAAUAACAUUACUAAGCUAAGAUAACUUGAAUUUUCUAUGAAAUUUUAUUUAAAAUAUUUUUUUCUUAUAUU
Ceratitis capitata (Mediterranean fruit fly) is the source of this 1218-nucleotide messenger RNA. Its product is annotated as transcriptional adapter 1-like. Gene Ontology annotation, cellular component: SAGA complex. NCBI's taxonomy places the organism in Eukaryota, Metazoa, Arthropoda, Insecta, Diptera, Tephritidae. The record is from RefSeq and is a predicted model, not a curated record. Bases 180 to 1139 code for a protein of 319 amino acids. The transcript has 2 exons. Gene Ontology annotation, molecular function: transcription coactivator activity. Gene Ontology annotation, biological process: regulation of transcription by RNA polymerase II.